GUCAAAAGAAAAGUUUUAUUACAGUAAAAACUAUAGAAACAUUAUUAAAUCUAAAAGAAAACUUUUAUUAGGCAGAUCAGAUGUUUUAAAAUUUUCGUUUUAACUUAAGCAAAUAAAAUGUCUACCUCUAGAACCUGUAAAAUAUUCUGCAAAUUAAAUUACUGCACUCUUUUCUUUUCUAAACUAUAAUACUAAUUUUUUCCUGGACAUAGUCACUGACAGUUUCAUUGAUGAACAUGUCACAAUUUUCUUUUUGGCGCCAUAUAGAUACCAUUCCACCUGUAUAAGUUCAAAAAGAUUGGGAUGCAUUUUUGAUAAUUUAUUAUUUAAGUAGUUAUAUCAACCUUCGAGGGAGUUUGUUAUACUCAGUCAUCCAUAUAGUCUACGCUUUGGUAUGGAAUGUAUGACAAGGCAGCGCACCUUCUUAUAAUAUAUGCAUUCGGAUUUUCUUAUUUUCCCUGUAUGCAUUAGUUACACCCGUUUUAUUUAUUUAAACAAACAAUUUACAAAUUAAGUUUUUUUUUUUAGUAAAUAUGUUAUAAUUGAAUUGUAUUAGUCGACAGUUUAAGUCGGAAUUUACACGCUUUAAUUUUCAUAACAAAAAAUAUUAAUGGUAAUAUUUAUAUCCUGGUUCCUGAAAUAGUUUUAAUAACAAUUUUUGAUACCUUUUCUAACAUAUAAAAUUUUCAUUAUUUUGUUAUUUUUACAUUUUCUCAAUUUGUUUUCCACUGGUCAUUGAAUUUAAGAGCUAGUUGACUGCAAUUAAAAUAAUAUAGAAGCAAGUCCGCAUAGAUUUAUUUCCUGUAUGGCCCAUCUCAUGUGUUUAAAAAGUCUCCUAUGCAUAUGCAAUUGCGAAAUCUCUAUAGGUAGAAAUUUACAGUGUGCUAAAUUGCGAAAUUUUCAGCCUUCAAAAGGAUAGAGUUACAAGUUGAAAUGUGUCGAGUUGCGCAUGAACCAAUGGGAGUUCUUAUAAUCGGGAGGUUUAAGGUGUUUGGAACACACAAAACAAUUUUCUUUUUUUUAAUUUAUCUGCACGGCCAUAGGUGACAAACCUCUUACUGUCGAGAGAAGCUAAAAAACAACGUCUUUUUUUAAAUCGUUUGCUUUGAUUGUUACUGUUACAUCCGUAAAUUGCGUACCGCAUUGUUUUAUAAAUGUUUUUCACUAAUACCACACACAAAGAACAAAGUUUACAACCCGAUUAAAAUAUUAUAAAUCACUGUAAACGACUCACAAACAACUGAUACCUGCGUCUGUCAUAUGCUAUUUACUUCGCGCCAACUAUACGCAUGAUAUCAGCGCCGCCAUGACACCGUGGGCGAUAUCCCUUAUCACUUAUAUCACGUGAUGUUUUCUUUAUCGUUUUUUAUCUCCCUUGGUUCUACCUACGUGCUUAAAAAUUCGGCAAAUUCCUCAAAAUCAUAAUCAUGAUCUCUAAAUACUAAUUACUGUCUAAAGAUAUUGUUAUAAUGAUCUCUUUUCCUUAAAUUUUUCAUUAUUAGUUAAAAGACAUUGUCUAUGCUUAAAAUUGUCUAAUUCUUGUUUUUGCAGCAACUGUAGCCUAAGUGGUAAAGACGUAUGUUCUACCCAUUAGGUCGUUAUCAAUUUUAAAAAAUAAAAAUUUGCAAUUCUGCCAUAAAAUUAAUAUUAUUCCUCAUAAAGUUUUCAUAAUACGUCGCUGAUAAUAUUAAAAAGGUAAUUCAAAAAUAUUACAAUUCAGAAUUAUGUAUCUUAUCUACUCUACCUUAUGACUUAGAUCUAGAUUCUCGACUAAGUUGGGAUGUUUUUAAUCAACAAUCGAAAUAUCAUUUACUCAUUUUUGUGGUGUUCAAAUGGUGAAUACCCGUUGUGAAUACCUAUACAAUCAUGGGAGUUUUUGGUAAUAUUAACAGAUUUUAUUUUCCUUUCGUGGCCGUAGGACUGCUUCUGUUUAUUAUAGUUUUCACAUGGGCAAAAGAAAAGUGUAGACGAGCAUCUCACCAACAAGAAGAUAUUUACAAUAUAAGCAGUAGAGUACAAGAUCAAUGGCCCACACAUGAUGCACAUUUGUCAAUAGAUCACAUUUCAAUCUUGAACCAAAUGAACAAAUCAAUGUAUAAUGAUGCACCACCCUCAUACGAUGAAGUGAUGAAAACAGCCAUACAAACAAACGGUGAAGCUUCAACACCAACAGCAGUUAUAGUAGAAGCACCGAAAGCAAUAUCCACAACGACAUCGUUAAGGCAGCAAUGAAUUUGAAAACGAAAGUAUUUUUGGGAAAUUCCUUUUUUACCGCCUAUAUCCAUAGGCUGACUAUGGAAUGCGAUAUUUUAAAUUAUUUUGUAAAUAUAUAAACUGUGAUUUCGUAGGUUAGGUUAUAAAGUGUUAAGGCGUAGAAUAAUAAUUGCCCCAGUGUAACGUGCAUGGUGAUAAUGUUUGAAAUGUGAAGUGAAUAAGCCUUCUUGCUAGUUUUUUCUUUAGAUAUUUCAUAUUUUAUGGUAUCGCCUCUUUCUGAGGUUAUUUUGAAAAUUAUACCUGAAUUGAAGUAGUAAUAUUUUUUGUUAUUUUUAAAAAAGAAUGUAUUCAAUUGUUUUGUUAUUCAGUAUUUACAUUUAUGUCUACUCAUUUAAAUAUUAACAAUAUUAUUAAAAAAAAGUAACACAACUUUAAAGAAAAACAGCAUCUUAUAAGGCUCUAUCACUUCACAAUGGAUUAAGCUGUUUUCCUGAUAUUAAUAAAUGUUUAUUUUGUUUUAUAAUCAGCAUUCUUCAAAUGAAUAAAUUUUAUGGUACCAAAUAAAAGCUAUAGAAAGGAAACAAAUUUUACUAGAAUUGACGACAAGCGACUUUGAUAAAACGAUAGUAAUUUAUUAAAAACCUAGUUUUUUGAUUAUUUUAUGCAUAUACUUGUCUACUUAUAUAGGUGUAACAUAAAAAAAGAACAAAAUUUUUAAAAAAUAAAAUAAUUUUUGACGCAUAUAUUUUACUGAUCGUACGAAAACCAUUUUUUUAAUACAGGCUAUGUUGGUUUUUGUUAAAUGCUGAUUUAAAAUAUCAUGAGCUUUGUGAUAGAAUGACAUUAAUCUUCAAUUUGGUCUUGCAAAAUUAGAACACCAAGACUGAAAUAAAGACCCGAGGCAACGAUGCAAGACUUGAUAGAGUCUCGCAGUUUUUUAAUCGUCUAAAUAAAAAAAGAAAAUUGUUAGAAUCUUAACUAAUUUUUUGAAGCAAAAGUCAAACAACUUAUAGUGGUUUCUCAACAAUAACCAUACAAUUUAUUAUUUAGUUAAUUAUUUAAUUUAAGCAAUUUACAGAGUUAAACAUUAUAAAUUACUCAUUAAGGUUAUUACCUCAGAUACAAAAAAAUAUUUUACUUGCAACUAUUAUGGAAAACAGACAAAAAUACGCGACCUACAGGAGUAGUAAAUAGAAUUAUGCAUAGUAAACAAAACACAGAAUAUAUUGGUCCCAACAAACAUUUUGUAUAUGAAAAUUAAAGGCGCAAUAGCUGUUACCCUCCAAUUUAAAUGAUGACCAUUUAACUUUUAUAAGUAAAAGGUUGGCAUAUAUACCUAGGUCACUAUGACAGACAGUCGGGCCGAAGUCACUUAGCCAUCAAAUUCAUUUAAUAGGCCUCCAUUUUUCGAUUAAUAUCUAGAAAUAAAUAUAUUGGUAAUUAACGGCCCAUUGAUGGAAAAUUAACCUAUUGCCAUAUUAAUACUGUGUGCUGAAUAAAGGCCAUGUUUCAGGCACACAACCAGACAGGCGAUUCGAUAGCGCUUAUUUUACCAGUAGUACCGUUUGAACUAUAAAUUCUAUACUAAAACAGAAGGCAUUCCAAUAUAGAACAUUUUAUUUAAUUCAGCUAAAUAAUAUAAUAGGGGAAAAAUGUCUUCUAUAAAAAGUAUAUUCAUAAAAUAUUCUAAAUUAAUAGCAUGAGAUUAGGAGUUGGACGUUAUUUGUCCUUGUCCACAGCGACCUUUUCUGAUCUAUUGUGGGACUCAGUUUGUUUUAGACUUUUAGAGUAUGUCGUCUAACCUGCUCUUUUUUAUUAGACUUAGUAGCUUUGACAGUGGCUCCCGCAUGUAGUUGCGUACAUUUGGCUUUUCUUCGCCCAAUGUUAGAAAUCUUAUUCUAGCCAGGCCUUCACAUUGGCACAGGAAGUGUUAUCCUAACGAUUUGACGCUUUUGAUCCAGUAGGUCUUUCGUGAACUUGGCCGAUGGUUCCUUGAUGAACUGUUUGGCCUGUCUCAGUCUUGGAUAGUUGUUCCACCAUUCCUGAGACUCUCUUUGCAUCCAUUGUUUAAUGGAUGCCUUGCACAAUGCCUUAGCAACUCCACAGAAGGGUUCGGGGCCUGUCAUGGCCUUAUCUGAGCCUUUUAGGGCUAAUUCGUUGGUCUUUUCGUUGCCCUGAUAUCCCUCAUGGCCUGAAACCCAGGCUAGGGUCACCUUAUUUUGACUACUUAGCUCUGUCAGGUUUUCUAGACAGUCUUUCACCAGUCGUGAUUUGAUUUCUGGUGAGAUAUGUGCCUUUAGAGCUGCUUGGCUAUCAGAGUAUAUGGCAAUAGUUUUGCCUGAUACUUUGUGAUUUAAUAUUUAUCUUGCACAGUAUUAUAUGGCUAGUAGUGCAGCCUGAAAAUCUGUUGCAUAUAUUUUCCUAAACUCAACGAAAUCUUUUUUUUGACCUGUGUCCUUAGAUUCCAGCACCGGCUCCUUCCUUGGUUUUUGAUCCGUCUGUGUACCAGACGAGUUUAGCCUGUACGGAAGGUCCCUGUUUCCAGGAUUCUCGGGCUGGUAAUUGAAUUUGAAAAUUUCUUCCAAAUUUGUAUGUGGUUAUGGCUCUAUCAGUAGGCAUAGCUAGAAUAUUAUCCCUUUUUACUUGCUGAUAUAGCCUUGUGUGGUCGGCGCUAUGUAGUUGGCUUAUUGGGUUUUGUCCCUGCAUUAGCCUGUGAAUAGCUGAACUGGUUUCUCCUUGUAUGAAGAUGUGCAGUGGCGUGAGAUUUAAUAAUACCUCCCCUUUAGCCGUACCCAUAUUUUGCGAUCUACUAUUAUUUUAUAACAAAUUAGACAUGAUUUCUGCCAACCUCUCCACCGAAUCAUUAUUUGAGGAAGAAUCGGCCCUACUACUACCACCAGGACUUACGUUACGUACCAAGCAAAGUGACGCCUCGAUUUGAAGUGCAUUUGUUUUCUUACGCUUUUGUCCUUUACUCAUUUUUGUUUUUAGUAAAAGCCCCUAAUUAAUGAGACAACCAGGCAUUAACAAUGUUUCAAUAGUCCCAACUAUGUACACCUCGACCAUUCAAAACUCAAAAAUUUUAAAUUAAUUUCGCGUAAAUUCUAAUCUCACUUCUGAAAAUUGUCAGAGGGUAAAUAAGGAGGAAGAGAGAAAGAUAGAGAGAGAGAAAUGUUUAGAUUUCUCAGCAACUUGUAUUUGAUGGUAAGCUUGUGAAGUAAAUACUUCCUUGUAGUCUGUCCAGCUAGUCAUCUAUGCGUGGUAACGGGAAACGAUCCUUAGCGAUCAUAGAAUUUAAUUUCCUAUAGUCGAUACACAACCUAUCUUCCCCAUUCUUCUUCUUCACAAGUAAUAUCGGUGACGCAUAGGGAGAGUUGUAUUCGCGUAUUAUUUCAUUUUCCAGCAGUUCACCAAUCAUUGUUUUUACCUUUUGUUAUUCACUAAUUGACAUACGGUAUGGUCUGUGAGUAAAGGGUCUAUUAUCUUCUAGAACAAUUUCUACUUCGGCAGACAGCAAUUCCUAGUUCUGCAGUGCUUUCAGCAAUUUAAUUAGAGUUUCUUUAGAAUGUAUUGGUCCAACUUUCAUUUUCUCAACGGGCAAUAAUGGAUAAAAUAUUUAAGGUUUAUUUAUGAGUAAGGGCCAUAAAAAAGGAGAAAUAUUUAAAAAGAAAUCGGCGAUAACUCGUAAACGGGCUAAUCAAAAAGGUAGUCUUUAAUAAACCUAAAUAGAAUUUUUAUCUAAAAUAAUUAGGGAAGCCAAUAAUUGACCCCAUUUAAAAUUACAUGGGAUUUUCAAAGUCCCGCUCGACAAUGCAACGCCCGGUAUACGAAUAAAAUAUAAAAAAAUUAUUUAUUAUUAAAAAAACCAAAAAAGGUUGACAGCUGUGUGCACGUAGUUUAGAUU
This is a messenger RNA of Psylliodes chrysocephalus, 6118 nucleotides long. Lineage: Eukaryota; Metazoa; Arthropoda; Insecta; Coleoptera; Chrysomelidae. The record is from the annotation of a GenBank genome assembly.